This is a messenger RNA of Phyllostomus discolor (pale spear-nosed bat), 759 nucleotides long. RefSeq names its product integrator complex subunit 6-like. The record is from RefSeq and is a predicted model, not a curated record. Gene Ontology annotation, cellular component: integrator complex. The transcript is spliced from 3 exons. NCBI's taxonomy places the organism in Eukaryota, Metazoa, Chordata, Mammalia, Chiroptera, Phyllostomidae. Bases 146 to 433 code for a protein of 95 amino acids. Gene Ontology annotation, biological process: snRNA 3'-end processing.
UAUUCCACCCAACCAAUUAGAUUUUCUGUCUGAUGGCUUAACUAGCCUCAGCAAAGGUGAACUGAUUUACAAACCUGGUAGUAAUACACUCUGAGGAGGAAUUAUUGUCAGCUAUCUCUCUGCAGGUGACUCAAAAGCCAUAGCAAUGUCUGAAGUGGGAAUGACGUUCAAUAAAACAGUGCAAGAUCCUGAGAAAAUCACUGCUGAUAUAAAACAUCAAUUAAUGAAGGAAAUUCGAAAGUUUGGACGAAAAUAUGAAAAAAUCUUCAAAUUGCUUGAAGAAGUACAAGGACCUCUAGAAGUGAAGAAAGAAUUGGUUGAAUUUGCCAUCAAGGAAGCAGCAAGAUUUAAAAGAAGACAUUUGAUUCAGCAACUUGAGGAGUUCCUAGAAAAAAUACAUUCCGACUAUUUUCAAGACACCCCAAACAUGUAAUUCUGUUAUCAAAAUAAUCCAUGAGAAAGAAGAACCAGAUUGUUGUGGUCUGGAAUGGAACAGGAUAUGGUUCAAAUCUCCUAGAAUGUGUUAGUUAAGAAAAUUGUCUUCUAGAGACUAAGAAAAGCAUUGUAACUUUAAUGUUACAAAGUUCCAUUAGUACAAUAAAAGUUCAGCAGUUGCCCUAAUAAUGCAUUUGAAAGAAUUGUUUGCUUAUUUGUUUUCCUACCUGAAGUGGGAAUGCUAUUAAUUCAGCAGGUUACACUAUAUGUCUAGUUCUGCAGCAGGUCACAGCUGGUGUGGCAGCUGGUAUUUAUAACUACCUU